UGGACAAACAAGGUAUAAGCUGCGAUGAUCUUGCAAACUCGAACCAUAAAUUCACAUCUGGACUCAGGACUUGAUGUGAAAACCCAGUGAGAGGUCACUAGGUCACUAAGUGUUUUAGGUUGUGGCUGUUUGCGCCCAUUUACAAGCUUUUUAUCCUCCUGUCACUCUCUUGGGACUAAAAACAGUGACAGAUGGAGUCCUGCAUCAGAGUCGAAUUGCAAAUGUAACGACCCAGAUGCACCUUUUCAAAGAAAGCAUGCAGAAUGCAUCUCGCACGGGCUUUUCUGGUCCACAUUUUUUACGCAGCAGCGCUUGGAAUCUUCGCUGUUCGGUUUAGAACUGUUGUUUUAUGCGCAUCAUCGCAGCGUCUAAAGCUUUGACAACCGGCCUGCAUCCGUUUAUUUUUAAACGUGCCACACACAUCCCAUGUUCCUGCGGUCAAUAAUUCAUAUGUUUCAGGGCUUACGGCAUGAGAGUCGGAGAGCAGGAAGACAAAACUAACGAUGCAGAGGAGCGCACAGGGUGCAAAUACGCUCUCUAAAAAGACGAGGCAGCAAAACACACGAUGCAGGCCUGCAAACAACCGGCAGGACACAACCAUGGGUCCAAUCAACGGACCUGUGAGACCCCUGGCAUGGGCCCCCAUGACUACAGAGUACCAGGAGAAGUUCCUCCCUCCCCAGUGGAAAACCAAAACCAUCGUCACCACCUCCAGGAUUAAGGACCCCUACCACCCACUGAGGGGCACAAAUGCAGAUAUCGGCACCUUAAGAUCCUCCUUCAAGGUCCAAAACUGUCGUAAAAUCCCACCACAGCCCCCACAGCUAUCAGAGCCUCCCAAAGACUGCAGAAGGAGGGUCACCAGCAUUACAUGCCCCUCCAUGCGUACCAUCGUCCCCUGGAUGCCGCCCAAGCAGAACUUUGUCUCUUCGUACCAAAGUGAUUUCCAACCUUGGGUGGUGAACAAGCUGAAGCCAUAUCGGCCAAAAGACAACUUCAGCAUAAAGUCUGGAAUAGUUGCCUUGGAUGAACCUCAUGAGCAAGAGAAAAGAUCCACGGCCAACUCUACUGACGUGCCACAGGAAGUCUCGCACUCUGUGCAUCCCAGACCCAACCAAGUUCAACCACUACAGCUGGCAGCAGCAUCAUUCCAACCAAAGGCUGCUUCGCACAUAAACCGAGAACAUCUUGACGAAUCCAGUGACUUCUUUGACAGAUUCCAAUCCUUGUCCCUUGAAACCAAGUUCUGCGGGCAACCCAAAAAGCCCGGUCAACCAGAAGAUCACCGAUUUGACCAAAUGAUGCACAAGUCCCAGGGCACAAAGCCAAUUCUGCCGUCUGUGCAAACCAGUAAGAACAAUGUGGAACCCGCCCAUGGGAAUACCAUGAAGGAGGACUUGAGAGCUUGGAGUGCACCACGGGUCACAAAAAAGCCUCGGAGUGGAUUUCCCAAAUUGAACAACGCUGCAGGCUCUAACUCCAGCUGCAACAAACAAAUCUCCGAGCCUCCACGGAGCCGCCACUGUUCAGAUUCUUAAAGAAGCUGAAAGCCGCCAACGAGAUGUGGUGCCGCCACAGAUUACCUCAGGUAGCUUCUGCCCUUGCAUCAAUAAAAAGCCGUAAAUGGCAGUAAUAAUGUGUAAUGGCAGCUAUUUUUAUACAAGCAUCUCACUGACUCAUCCCAUUUGAUUGAUGUAAAAUGAGCAAAAUCAAAGUGGGCUAAAUGUGGACUUCCUCUGAUUACUGAAAGGUGUUUCUGAAUCAACUGACAACUGAAUGCUUUAGCAUCACCUGGAGUAGCAGAAUGUAGAUUAGACGUCAAAAGAUGGAUAGAUAUGACAACAAAAACUGGAAUCGUGAAAGAAUUCCAUUUUAUUUAAAAACAAAACAAAAAAGCAUUGGCUAGUCCACAUCCUGACCGGGAGAACAUUUGCAUCAUUUAUAUUUACAUCUAUACAGAUCUUUUAAAAGGCUGUCCAUUGUUUUUAAAACACUGCCGAACACGUAGCAGCAUUCAACUAUAUCUCAGGGGGCUCCAGUGCAAACAAAAAAAAACAAAACAAAGGGACAUUUGAAAUCAUUUACUCUCCUUCAUUCAGUUCUCUUCCAGCGCAAACUGUCCCCUAUAAAUCACAUCAUGUAAACUCUACAGAGUUAAAGCUGUGUGGUUGUCACAAACCCAUUUCAGCGGCCGCUAGUCUUCCUGGAAGCGGAUGUGUUUAUUAGCCUCCUUGGCUCUGGCAAUGAUGAUUUUUUCAGCUUUGGAUAUGAGCUGAGGUGUGACAGGAAAAUAGAAAUGAGAUGUGACAGCAGAUAAAGCAGAGUUAACGGGCUAAAAUAUGAUGUGACCGGGCGUGUUAAUGUGCCAGAAUGACUCCAGGUAUUAGUCAGUGUUCAAAAAUGGACUGCACUCAGAAUAAUCCUCUUAUAAAUGUUGAAAUAUGCAACUCAAAUUACAAAAUGAAACUGUGUAUGUGGAGUCUACAUUACUAUGUCUUUAAAGAUUGCACAUUUUAUGAUACUUUGGUUGUUUAUACACACAAAAUGGAAUAAAUAAUUCAUGCCAUA
Acanthochromis polyacanthus (spiny chromis) is the source of this 2568-nucleotide messenger RNA. RefSeq lists its product as uncharacterized. Lineage: Eukaryota; Metazoa; Chordata; Actinopteri; Pomacentridae. The transcript is spliced from 4 exons. The record is from RefSeq and is a predicted model, not a curated record. The coding region runs from base 504 to 1538 and encodes 344 amino acids.